Anastrepha ludens (Mexican fruit fly) is the source of this 1455-nucleotide messenger RNA. RefSeq lists its product as uncharacterized. The transcript has a single exon. The record is from RefSeq and is a predicted model, not a curated record. The coding region runs from base 1 to 1455 and encodes 484 amino acids. Lineage: Eukaryota; Metazoa; Arthropoda; Insecta; Diptera; Tephritidae. Gene Ontology annotation, molecular function: zinc ion binding; nucleic acid binding.
AUGAAUUCUAGCAAUCAGAACUUAAACAUAAAUAUCUUAGAAAAAGCUAAAAUAGCAACAACUAAUCCAUCUUUGGAUUUGCCAAAGGAGACUGCAGACGGCAGUAACAGCAGUGGGGAGCUGGUAAAAAACCCCUUUCAAAGGAGCUCGAGAUUGGCUCAUUCGCCUCCGUUGAUUGGAAGAACCCGAUCUGCGUCACCAUGCAUGCAGUACAGCAGUGUCGCAAAGGAGGCCACAACAGAAGAGCUCAACCGCAGCAUCAGUGCCAAAAUUAAAGAGCUAACGGAGAUGAUGGAACUCCCAAAGCGUAACAUUAACCAGCCAAUGCGUGAUCUGGUUUCAAGCAUUUCGGAGCUCCAUAAGAAGUUAGAAAGGUCGAUUCUGACUUCUAGAAUAAGGAUGCUAAAAGGGUCAAAAAGUGUGGUUCUCGAAGCAAAAAAUGAAUGCACGCAAACAUCGCCUCUUAUAAAGCGCGUCACGGAUGGUACGCCAAAGAGAUGUAUAGACACAGUCGCUGCACGGAAAAGCCCAGCAAAAAAGAGCAAAAGUGACCGCGAUGGAACACUGAAGGCAACGCCGGUAUCAACAAAAGAGCAAACCAGCUCCGAAGGAUGGAACACGGUAAUAAAUAAGAAAAACCGUAAAGGAAACAACAAUAAAAGCCCAAAAAUAGACGGGAAACAAAGAGACGAAGCAAACACGAGGGGAAAUCGCAGGCGACAGAGGCCGCCCCGUAAAGACGCGAUCGUUGUGAAAAGCGUUGGCAAUGUCUCAUACGCUGACAUUCUAAAACGUGUGAAAACAGAGCCAUGUUUGCAGGAGCUUAACUCGAAAGUAUAUGGUGUUAAGAAAACUGCAAAUGGAGACUUGCUACUGGUGCUUGAGCGAUCAUCUGAUCCAAACACUCAGAAGAUCAACGAAGCAGUUAAAGCUGCCUUAGGAGAUGUAGUGGAAGUAAGGGCACUAACUGAACUACACCAAAUCGAAAUUCGUGAUCUCGACGAAAUCACGACGAAAGACGAAGUUCAUGAAGCCAUAACUAGCCAAUUCAGGGAACUAAAUGUGCCUUUGUCGUCAGUUGCUAACUUGCGAAAAGCUUAUGGUGGGACGCAAACGGCGACCCUUAAAGUUACACCAGAGAUCGCCACUAAGCUUACAGCAGCAGGAAAAAUACGGAUUGGCCUAGUUAUCUGCCGUAUCAGAGAAAAACUUGACCCGAAAAGGUGCUUCAAGUGCAUGGAGUACGGGCAUGUCGCAGCGAGAUGCAAAAGUACGGACGACUUCACCAAGUCCUGCUUUAAAUGCGGCAGUAAAGAUCACCAGGCGAAGAGUUGUACGCAAACAGCAAGUUGCUUAAUUUGCAAAAAGAAACAAAUAAGCGACACCGCACACGCGAUGACUAGCAACAAGUGCCCUUUAUAUCAAAGAGCACUCAAAGAAAUGCGACAUAAAUGA